Messenger RNA from Pseudopodoces humilis (Tibetan ground-tit), 4664 nucleotides. The record is from RefSeq and is a predicted model, not a curated record. NCBI's taxonomy places the organism in Eukaryota, Metazoa, Chordata, Aves, Passeriformes, Paridae.
CACUUUCUUCUCUCAGAGGAUGCCAGCCCCCAUCAGACUGCGGGAGUUGAUCCGGACCAUCCGGACAGCAAGAACCCAGGCAGAAGAGCGUGAGAUGAUUCAAAAGGAGUGUGCUGCUAUCCGGUCAUCCUUCCGAGAGGAAGAUAACACAUACCGAUGCAGAAACGUGGCAAAGCUGUUGUAUAUGCACAUGCUGGGAUACCCUGCACAUUUUGGACAGUUGGAGUGCCUCAAGCUUAUUGCAUCUCAGAAAUUCACAGACAAGCGCAUUGGGUAUUUAGGUGCCAUGUUGCUGCUGGAUGAGAGACAGGAUGUUCAUCUUCUUAUGACCAAUUGCAUCAAGAAUGACCUUAAUCACAGCACGCAGUAUGUGCAGGGGCUGGCACUUUGUACUCUUGGCUGCAUGGGCUCCUCAGAAAUGUGCAGAGACCUUGCAGGAGAGGUGGAAAAGCUCCUCAAAACUUCCAAUUCCUAUCUUAGGAAGAAGGCAGCACUGUGUGCUGUUCAUGUCAUCAGAAAGGUGCCUGAACUUAUGGAGAUGUUCCUGCCAGCCACCAAAAACUUGCUGAACGAGAAGAACCAUGGUGUUCUUCACACAUCAGUUGUCCUCCUCACAGAGAUGUGUGAGAGAAGCCCAGACAUGCUUGCACACUUUAGAAAGAAUGAAAAGCUUGUUCCCCAAUUAGUUCGUAUUCUGAAGAACCUUAUCAUGUCUGGAUAUUCACCAGAGCAUGAUGUGUCUGGGAUCAGUGACCCCUUUUUGCAGGUACGAAUCCUGCGAUUACUAAGAAUUUUAGGAAGAAAUGAUGAUGAUUCUAGUGAAGCAAUGAAUGAUAUACUUGCACAGGUUGCCACUAAUACAGAAACAAGUAAAAAUGUGGGAAACGCCAUUCUCUAUGAAACUGUGCUGACUAUUAUGGAUAUAAAAUCUGAGAGUGGCCUGAGAGUCUUAGCCAUUAACAUCCUAGGCCGUUUCUUAUUAAACAACGACAAAAAUAUUAGAUAUGUAGCUUUGACGUCAUUGUUGAAAACUGUGCAGACAGACCAUAAUGCAGUACAGCGGCACCGAAGCACCAUUGUGGACUGCCUGAAGGAUCUGGAUGUCUCCAUUAAAAGGCGUGCAAUGGAACUGAGUUUCGCUCUUGUUAAUGGGAACAAUGUCCGUGGAAUGAUGAAGGAGUUACUGUAUUUCCUAGAUUCUUGUGAACCAGAGUUCAAGGCAGACUGUGCAUCUGGAAUAUUUCUUGCAGCUGAGAAAUAUGCUCCCUCCAAGCGCUGGCACAUAGACACAAUUAUGAGAGUCUUAACAACAGCAGGAAGUUAUGUUCGUGAUGAUGCUGUUCCAAAUCUGAUCCAGUUAAUAACUAAUAGUGUGGAGAUGCAUGCCUACACUGUGCAGAGACUCUACAAAGCCAUCCUUGGAGAUUACUCCCAGCAACCCCUGGUACAAGUUGCCUCCUGGUGCAUAGGAGAGUAUGGAGAUCUUCUGGUGUCUGGUCAGUGUGAAGAGGAGGAACCAAUACAGGUAACAGAGGAUGAAGUUCUUGAUAUUUUAGAAAGCAUCCUGAUAUCUAAUAUGUCUGCAUCUGUGACACGAGGCUAUGCUCUCACUGCCAUCAUGAAGCUUUCAACAAGGUUCACCUGCACUGUCAACCGCAUUAAGAAGGUGGUUUCCAUCUACGGCAGUAGCAUUGAUGUGGAGCUACAACAGAGGGCUGUGGAAUAUAAUGCACUUUUCAAGAAAUAUGAUCACAUGAGGCCAGCACUGCUUGAGAGAAUGCCAGUAAUGGAGAAAGUCACCACAAAUGGCCCUGCUGAGAUUGUACAGACCAAUGGAGAGACAGAGACGGCAGUACUGGAAACCAAACCUCCACCCUCUGGAUUGCAGCCUGCCAACCAGGCAAAUGAUUUAUUGGACUUGUUGGGGGAAAGUGAUAUAACACCUGUAAUUCCCACUGCACCUACAAUCAAGCCAGCCUCUGCUGGUGGGGAGCUGCUUGACCUCCUGGGAGAUCUCAACCUAACAGGUUCUCCAGUAUCUGCCCCUGCACCCCAGAUAGCACAGCCUCCGUUCCUGCUCGAUGGACUUACAUCUCAGCCUCUCUUCAAUGAUAUUGCUGCAGGAAUCCCCUCCAUUACUGCAUACAACAAGAAUGGGCUGAAGAUUGACUUCACCUUUGAGAGGUCGAACACCAACCCUAGUGUCACUGUAAUCACGAUACAGGCCUCCAACAGCACAGAGCUGGACAUGACAGAUUUUGUUUUCCAAGCUGCAGUACCAAAGACAUUCCAGCUGCAGCUUCUGUCUCCCAGCAGCAGUGUCAUCCCUGCAUUUAACUCUGGGACCAUCACACAGGUCAUUAAAGUCCUGAAUCCACAGAAGCAACAACUGCGUAUGCGGAUCAAGUUGACAUAUAAUCACAAGGGCUCAGCAAUGCAGGAUCUAGCAGAAGUCAACAACUUCCCCCCUCAGUCUUGGCAAUGAGGCUCUGGCACCAUUCUUAUUCUCAUCCCACCCAAUCAAAAGAACUCUGGGAAGAAGGUUAUGAUCCUUGGCAAUCCCCCAAACUGCACCAUGGGCAUGGGGAACAAAUGAGACCUGCUGAUGAGGAGGAAUUUUCCUGAAGUGAUUGCUGACUUUGAAGCAUAUCUGUUAAGACUAAUCUCCUCUCCUCUGCUGAUGAGGCUGGUGGCUUGUGGAGGCUACUGUGCACUCCCUCACACAUGCAUUUACAGCCAGAAGCAACAUUCCCUUCUCCCCUUCCCCACCCUUCUUCCCCCUCAAAAAGGAACACAGCCUGGUUGGAAGAGAAGUCUGGAAUUUCUAGCAGGGAAACUUUCUUCUCUCUGCAGCAAGUGAGCAGUUGCUCCUUCUUUCUGCUGUCUUUUUUUCCCCUGGGGUGGGUAAGGUGUGUUGUCAUUCAUUUCUAGCUGGAUUCCUUCAGCCAUUUUCCAUCUGGAACUCAGAUGGGGUCUUGGGGAAUGUCAGGCUGCCCUGCCUCUUUCUUCUUGUAUCCCCUAGGUCUUAAGGGGCUGGAGGCUUCUUAUGACCUACUCAGUGCAUUAUUGUAUACACCCACUUCUUAGUUAUGUGCUGCAUACCAAGAGCAAGUGAGGCCUUUGGAGUUCAUCUGCAAACCUGGGACACAGUGCAGGAGAAGAGGUGCUGAGUUGUACAUGGUCACUCGUACUGAAAGCCAGCAUGCCUCGCUCUCCCUUUGGUUUUGCUGGGAAAGAGCACUGGUACAGGAAAUUAGAUGGGAAGGAAGAAGAAAAUGGUCUCUCGCCUGGCCAGUUUGUUGCAGCAGUCAUGGGAACAGUGUAUGUUGUCCCUCUUGUCAUGCUUGUUUUCUGUCCCCUAGAGCAGCUGGGGCUUGUUGUCUGUCUCUGGUAAGCUUGCAGGGUGAAUUCUUCCUGUGUUCUUGGCUCCUUCAGCCACCCUUGUACUGUCUGUGGGGAAAUGGGCAUUUCGUCAUGUCUUUGAGUCGAGCUGGAGGAGGCGAUGCGUGUACCCAAAAUAUGUUUUGCAGGAAGCCAUACCUUGGCUAUGAAGUACUCUUUUGUAGCAGCCAAACAUUCCAGUUGCAGUUGUCCUUGGAGCUCUCCCCUCCUCACUAAGGGAUGGAUGCUGACAUUUACACAAGAAGGAAGGCCAGGCUUCACACCUUCCCCUAUCUGCAAUACCAGAUAAUGCUGCUUGUUCCUUGACCCCCAUGUGCAUUUCGAGCUCUGUGCUGCUGAUGUGGUUUUCCUCUGGAGAGUAGUCACACAUCUGAGGCACUCCAAGCAUACACCGAGUCCUCUUCCCACUGGUUGAAUGCACCAAUUCUUACAGGUCUGGUCAACAUUUUCCUUGCUUCAGUGUAAGGAGGAUAUAAAGGCAGCAAGAUACAGACUUCAUGGCUAAUCUUACUAGUAUCUGCUUGGGAGGCUUCGGAACUGGGAGACACUGGAUGUCUGUUUUUCCAAGUGAAUGUAUUUUGAGUCAAAAAAUGACAGAAACAGGCCAUAAUGGGCCUGAAGAGGGAGGAGACAUGGAAAGGUCCUAAAAGUCGACUGUCCAGGUCUUGAUGGCACAAAAUAUGGCCUUGAACAACUUAUUGAAGCAAUAGCAGUGAGGGGACUGUCUUUACAGUACCUUGGAUCUAUAACUCAGAAGAUACUGAAGCAGCUGGGAAAGGUACCAGUGCCUUCCCUAAGGCUGGUACUAGCUGUGAGCCGCGGCAGCAGUGACGCUGGUGCACUUUUUUGUCUUCAUUUUCUAUUUGGAGGCUGUGAGGGAAGGAGCUGCUGGACUGCUUCCCUUUUAACUUUCACUCUAUUCCUGUAUAUUCCUUUUUCUUUCAUGAUGUUGUAAUUUAAAUUUUACACAGAGCCCAUCCUACCUCUUUGACAGUAUAGAGAAAAAAAAAAAAAAAAGCAAACAAAAAACUACUUAAAUACAAACCCCCAACAAAUCCACCAAAUUUAAAGUGAAAAACAUGCCAUUUGAGGCAGGGUACCCGUUGGCAGUCAAAAUUCUGGAGACCUAUUUUUGAGAUGUGAAAAAUUUUAGUAAAUGCUGAGUCAUAGGUGAGUGAGGAGCUUAACAGAUGUAAACAUUUACAUGGGAUGCAUUAGACUUCUGCUGUGUGUAUUGUCUUUUGGUUGAAACAAAUAAUGAA